GAGCAGGAAUAUGCGCUGGCUGUUGUUAAAUUAUUAGAUAGGUAAUUAUUUAUUUAUGCUAUACUUCAUGGAUUGCACGGAGUACUCUCAUAUUUUCAAUUUUCAAUUUGGACGACAGUUCGCUUUACGGCAAAAGGGGAGGAAUAACAGUCUUGCCACUGCCAGUCAACGUGAUCAAGGCUUAGACGUGAUCAAGAAUUAGCUAUUUAAAAUUUGUAAUUUGGUUGUGAACCUCCGAGAACUACGAAUAAGGAUUGCUUAACUGUGAACGUAUUCAUCUAUCCGAGAGAUACCCGCUACCAAGAAAGGGAAAUCGAAUUGACCUGUGCGAGACAUAUCUGAAGAUGGAUAAGGACCCUGCUGGAUCGUCACCUAGCGUCGGGUCCAGGGGCGGAGGAGGUCUGGGCGGCUUAUUCAGACCAGCAAGUCCGGGUUAUUCCAGUUCAGAGCUGGCUGGUGUGCCGUUGACAGGAAUGAGCCCCCUCUCGCCAUAUUUAAAUGUCGACCCCAGGUAUCUUACCCAGGAUGUGGAUGAAUUCAUUUUGCCAACUGGUGCCAGCAAGACCAGAGGUCGCUUUGAGCUGGCUUUCUUCACAAUUGGAGCAUGCUGUAUGACAGGUGCACUUUUUGGAGCCUUCAAUGGGAUUAGAAUGGGACUGUCUGAAACCAAGCAUAUGGCCUGGUCUAAACCUCGAAAUGUACAAAUGCUGAACCUGGUGACCCGGCAGGGUGCGACUUGGGCGAACACUCUGGGUUCACUGGCUCUGUUGUACAGUGUGUUUGGGAUAAUCAUAGAGAAGACCAGGGGAGCAGAGGAUGACCUCAACACUGUUGCGGCUGGGACAAUGACCGGCGUCCUCUACAAAUCCCCAGGGGGCAUCCGUGGAGCAGUCCGAGGAGGUGUACUUGGACUAGCACUUUCAGGACUUUAUGCCGUGUAUAAUAACUGGGACCACCUGAAAGGCACUUCCCCCACUCGCUACUGAACCAGAGAGACCAGAGUAGCCAUGUUGUUACACAGACCCUAUCGGUGUUUAAUUUUGAUGGGAAUCUAAAUUUCUCGACACAUGCUGCAUUUCAUUUCAUCAUACAAGGCCAUUUUUUUACAAACAUGAGUAGUACUGGAAAUGCUUGCUGGGCUUGCUGGGUGUAACUUAUGCCUGUGAGUGAUCCUUCAUGAUGCAAUAUAUUUUGCAGUUGAACCUGGAGAGAGGCCCCAUUUAACUGAUCUGUAGAAUAUAUAUAUUUCAUACCUGCCAUUUCUGGUGCCGUUGACAGGUUUGUGUGUGCUGUCACCCUGGCCCCCAGCUACAUUGAACUCCAGCCUUUCACUCUUUACAGUUCUACAGCUACUCCUCAAAGUGCAGCUGAUCAAAAGUGUCACAGGAUUUAAUGUGACAGUCAAUUCAGAAGCCAUUAAAAUUAAUUAAUCCAUAUGUGAAUUGAUAAAGUUGGUCUUAUUUAAAUAUAAUAGAGGCUUUAAUACUAAUCAUUACAUACAUGAAUGCCCAUAGUCAAGUACAUGAAAGUGAAGGAUGUACAAGCUGCAUUCCCUCUAUGCUUUACCACAUUUCUGUGUAAAUACCCUAUUAAAGAUGCCAUCAUGCAGUUUA
This is a messenger RNA of Electrophorus electricus (electric eel), 1613 nucleotides long. It is a transcript of the gene timm23b, whose product is annotated as translocase of inner mitochondrial membrane 23 homolog b (yeast). Gene Ontology annotation, molecular function: transmembrane protein transporter activity. The record is from RefSeq and is a predicted model, not a curated record. NCBI's taxonomy places the organism in Eukaryota, Metazoa, Chordata, Actinopteri, Gymnotiformes, Gymnotidae. Gene Ontology annotation, cellular component: TIM23 mitochondrial import inner membrane translocase complex. Gene Ontology annotation, biological process: protein import into mitochondrial matrix.